AUGGCCACGAGAGCGCAGAAGACGGCAUGUGUCUGGGGAAGGCUUUGCCUGCUGCUCUCCCUGCUCCUCCAGCUGCCGGGCUCCCAGGCCAAAUGCUACUUCCAGGCUAAGGGUAAGCAGGACAGCCCGGGGCACCCAGCACAGCAAGGGCAGAGGUGGGCGUCCUGCUCGUGGCUCUGGGCCCUGAGAUGCGAGACACUGACAUUGCUAAUGUUGCUGUGUCCUCUCCGCAGCACCCAGCACCCCAUCGACUUCCCCGACUGGUGCGAGGCUCACUACGACUCGCAGACCUGCCAGAUCUCCGUGGUGCAAAAGGCCAACCCCAGCCUGCCCUGCGUGAAGGGCCUGGAGCACGAGUGGGGUCCGGCGGGCACCGCCGAGCCGCUGAGCAACAAGGUGCUGGACGCGGGGCUGAGCAGAUAG
Molecule: messenger RNA, 423 nt
Organism: Tinamus guttatus (white-throated tinamou)
Lineage: Eukaryota; Metazoa; Chordata; Aves; Tinamiformes; Tinamidae
Source: RefSeq, a predicted model, not a curated record